Messenger RNA from Rhinopithecus roxellana (golden snub-nosed monkey), 3940 nucleotides. RefSeq names its product dual specificity phosphatase 6 (gene DUSP6). The coding region runs from base 1618 to 2763 and encodes 381 amino acids. Gene Ontology annotation, cellular component: cytosol; cytoplasm. Gene Ontology annotation, biological process: regulation of heart growth; positive regulation of apoptotic process; negative regulation of ERK1 and ERK2 cascade. NCBI's taxonomy places the organism in Eukaryota, Metazoa, Chordata, Mammalia, Primates, Cercopithecidae. Gene Ontology annotation, molecular function: MAP kinase tyrosine/serine/threonine phosphatase activity; protein tyrosine/threonine phosphatase activity. The transcript is spliced from 3 exons. The record is from RefSeq and is a predicted model, not a curated record.
CCCGGCGCUGGACAAAGGGAGGCGGCGGCAGGAGAGGGCUGGGGAGGCCCCCUCUGACAUGCCUCCCUGCCAACUGUAACCAAUCGUCAAGCCCCCCUGCUGAGCCCCAGCAGCCUGCAGGCCUUCCCCGCACCUCGCCCAUGGCGGGGACUGCCGGCCCGGCCCAGCGCGUCCCAGCACACCUCGCCCAGGCAGCCCCGCCAGACCGGCUGUUUCGUCAGAAGCCAAGCUCCUUGCCCAGAAAUCAUUAACGAGCGCGACCCCCCAGCAGGCGACGGUGGUGAUGGGGUGGGGGGAGAGAUUUAGAUCCCCGGAACAAUGGCUUGUAACUCCCCACGCCGCUGGAGCGGAAUACAGUAAAAGCACUGGACUGACCUAAGAGUUUGUUUCUGCACUCUACAUUGUUUUAAAGAAAAUAAAAUGUUACUUUAAGAAAAAAGGUUUCUUUCUAAUUUUCUGGACAACCAGACGUUUGUUUGUUUGCUUUAAAAUGUUUCAACAAAAUCCUGGUUUGUUUCGAAAUAUGUUGGAUUAGCAUUUAACACCUCAUCGAUCACUAAAGCCCAGUCAGUUCACCAGCCCCAACACAGCCUCGGCUAAAAGAACAUCAGAGCAAACAGAGCUGGGCCUUUAAAACUGGCAAACAAAUGCCACACACCGCCUAAAGAAGGGGGGUUGGGGGAGGGGAGGGUUAAGGCGAACUUGGGUCCAAAUGAGUUUGAAGGGAAUACGAAGAACAAAAAGUCAGCACAAGUUUUCCUAAAGCUAGCUCGCGAACGCUAGCGUCGCGAACAAGGGCUUUUGUCCAUGCUAAUUGCGCCAUUGGUGCGCAAAAGUUCCGACGCGAAGUGUGAACUCUCAACAGAAGGAAACAUGAGACAACUGAAGUGCCCUGGUUUAUGUGCCCUGCUCCUCCUCCGCUGCCGCCUCCCCUUCUUUCUCCUUCCUCCCGCCGAGCCCGCUGUUGCAGCUUGUUUGCACUGGGGCUUAUCCGGAGCGGAAAUUCCUUUCCGUUUUUGUGAAUGACAAACUCAUUAACAAUUCAUCAACACAACCUGUUCCAGCCGGCCCGUCCCCACGGCAACAGCCCCUUCCGCAGCACGCUCAUUGGCUGGCCCGGAGAAUGUAUCCAUUGAGACGCUCGCUGUUUGUAUCCAUUGAGGAGCUGCCUUGCGCAGGGGGUGUGCGAGACUGAAUCCAAGGGAUAGUGAGCAAAUCGAGUCUUAAAUAAUCCGGGGAGAAAGACGCCCGGGUAGAUUUGAGGUGCAGACUUGGCGGGAGGGAUUAGGAGCCGCUAGACUUUUUUUUCCUCCCCUCUCAGUAGAACUGAGUCCGAAUUAAUUGGAUUUCAUUCACUGGGGAGGAACAGAAACUGUCUGGGCAGCUUCAUUGAGAGAUUCAUUGACACUAACAGCCAGCGGCUGCAGCUGGGUGCAGAAAGAACCUCUGGCUUUACUUCUGUCUCGUCUUCCCCAACCGCUAGCCUCGGCUUGGGUAAGGCGAGGCGGAAUUAAACCCCGCUCCGAGAGCGGCAGCUUCGCGCGCGGUGCGCUCGGCCUAUGCCUGCCCCGAGGGGCAUCUGGUAGGCACCCCGCCCUCUCCCGCAGCUAGACCCCCAUGAUAGAUACGCUCAGACCCGUGCCCUUCGCGUCGGAAAUGGCGAUCAGCAAGACGGUGGCGUGGCUCAACGAGCAGCUGGAGCUGGGCAACGAGCGGCUGCUGCUGAUGGACUGCCGGCCGCAGGAGCUGUACGAGUCGUCGCACAUCGAGUCGGCCAUCAACGUGGCCAUCCCGGGCAUCAUGCUGCGGCGCCUGCAGAAGGGCAACCUGCCGGUGCGCGCGCUCUUCACGCGCGGCGAGGACCGGGACCGCUUCACCCGGCGCUGCGGCACCGACACAGUGGUGCUCUACGACGAGAGCAGCAGUGACUGGAACGAGAAUACGGGCGGCGAGUCAGUGCUCGGGCUGCUGCUCAAGAAGCUCAAGGACGAGGGUUGCCGGGCGUUCUACCUGGAAGGUGGCUUCAGUAAGUUCCAAGCCGAGUUCGCCCUGCAUUGCGAGACCAAUCUAGACGGCUCGUGUAGCAGCAGCUCGCCGCCGUUGCCAGUGCUGGGGCUCGGGGGCCUGCGGAUCAGCUCUGACUCUUCUUCGGACAUUGAGUCUGACCUUGACCGAGACCCCAAUAGUGCAACAGACUCGGAUGGCAGUCCGCUGUCCAACAGCCAGCCUUCCUUCCCAGUGGAGAUCUUGCCCUUCCUUUACUUGGGCUGUGCCAAAGACUCCACCAACUUGGACGUGUUGGAGGAAUUCGGCAUCAAGUACAUCCUGAACGUCACCCCCAAUUUGCCGAAUCUCUUUGAGAACGCAGGAGAGUUUAAAUACAAGCAAAUCCCCAUCUCGGAUCACUGGAGCCAAAACCUGUCCCAGUUUUUCCCUGAGGCCAUUUCUUUCAUAGAUGAAGCCCGGGGCAAGAACUGUGGUGUCUUGGUACAUUGCUUGGCUGGCAUUAGCCGCUCAGUCACUGUGACUGUGGCUUACCUUAUGCAGAAGCUCAAUCUGUCGAUGAACGAUGCCUAUGACAUUGUCAAGAUGAAAAAAUCCAACAUAUCCCCUAACUUCAACUUCAUGGGUCAGCUGCUGGACUUCGAGAGGACACUGGGACUCAGCAGCCCCUGUGACAACCGGGUUCCAGCACAGCAGCUGUAUUUUACCACCCCCUCCAACCAGAAUGUCUACCAGGUGGACUCCCUGCAAUCUACGUGAAAGACCCCACACCCCUCCUUGCUGGAAUGUGUCUGGUCCUUCAGCAGUUUCUCUUGGCAGCAUCAGCUGGGCUGCUUUCUUUGUGUGUGGCCCCAGGUGUCAAAAUGACACCAGCUGUCUGUACUAGACAAGGUUACCAAGUGCGGAAUUGGUUGAUACUAACAGAGAGAUUUGCUCCAUUCUCUUUGGAAUAACAGGACAUGCUGUAUAGAUACAGGCAGUAGGUUUGCUCUGUAUCCAUGUGUACAGCCUACCCAUGCAGGGACUGGGAUUCGAGGACUUCCAGGCGCAUAGGGUAGGACCAAAUGGUAGGGUAGGAGCAUGUGUUCUUUAGGGCCUUGUAAGGCUGUUUCCUUUUGCAUCUGGAACUGACUAUAUAAUUGUCUUCAAUGAAGACUAAUUCAAUUUUGCAUAUAGAGGAGCCAAAGAGAUUUCAGCUCUGUAUUUGUGGUAUCAGUUUGGAAAAAAAAUCUGAUACUCCAUUUGAUUAUUGUAAAUAUUUGAUCUUAAAUGACUUGACAGUGUUUGUUUGAAUUGUGUUUGUUUUUUCCUUUGAUGGGCUUAAAAGAAAUUAUCCAAAGGGAGAAAGAGCAGUAUGCCACCUCUUAAAACAAAACAAAAAAAAAAAAAUUGUGCUCUUUUCUAAUCCAAAGGGUAUAUUUGCAGCAUGCUUGACUUUACCAAUUCUGAUGACAUCUUUAUGGACACUAUUAUCACUAAGACCUUGUUAUGGCGAAGUCUUUAGUCUUUUUCAUGUAUCUUCCUCAUGAUUUUUUUCUCUUUAUGUAGUUUGACUAUGCCUUACCUUUGUAAAUAUUUUGGCUUGUGUUGUCUCAAAGGGGAUAAUCUUGGAAAGACACCAAAUCAUGGGCUCACUUAAAAAAAAAAAAAAAACUUCAGCUGUGCUAAACAGUAUAUUACCUCUGUAUAAAAUUCUUCAGGGAGUGUCACCUCAAAUGCAAUACUUUGGGUUGGUUUCUUUCCUUUAAAAAAUUUGUGUAAAACUGGAAGUGUGUGUGUGAGCAUGGGUACCCAUUUGAUAGGAGAAAUGCAUUUGAUUGUGAAGAAGGGAGAGUUAAAUUGCUCCAUUAUGUUCGUGGUGUAAAGUUUUGAGCUGGAAUUUAUUAUAAGAAUGUAAAACCUUAAAUUAUUAAUAAAUAACUAUUUUGGCUAUUGA